Messenger RNA from Scleropages formosus (Asian bonytongue), 1718 nucleotides. RefSeq names its product transmembrane 6 superfamily member 1-like. NCBI's taxonomy places the organism in Eukaryota, Metazoa, Chordata, Actinopteri, Osteoglossiformes, Osteoglossidae. The record is from RefSeq and is a predicted model, not a curated record. The transcript has 10 exons. The coding region runs from base 189 to 1298 and encodes 369 amino acids. Gene Ontology annotation, cellular component: lysosomal membrane.
UAAGGAAGGCAAGGACGCCGUGCUCGGUCCUUGUCGCUGGAAACCCCUCCCCGCCACAACAGCGCCCGGGUGCCCGUACUAGAGCGCGCGCCGCUGCGAAUCCACUAUCCAGGCGAUGCCUGAGUGAGUGAGAGCGAGAGAGAGAGAGAGAGAGAAGCAGACGCUGCCGCGCGGUCGCACACGGGGCGAUGAACGUGUCCGCGGGAACCGGGGUCUUCGUGCUCUCUCUGCUGUCCAUACCGCUGUCGUACGUGUCUAACCUGGUCAUCUACACGGGCAGCCCUGAGGCGAUUCUCGGCGCGGCGACGUUACUCUUACUUCUCGCCGUCUUACUCUCGCGGAUGUUCGUGCAGAAGAAGGCGCCUAAAGACCCGCUUUUUUACGUUUUUGCAGUGUAUGCCUUCUUAAGUGUAGUGAACUUGAUAAUAGGACUUGAACAGGAUGGCAUUAUAGAUGGAUUCAUGACCUUUUACGUAAAACAGGCAGAUCCGUACAUUAACACGGCCCAUGGACACAUGAUUUCCUAUUGGGACGGCUGCACGCACUAUCUGAUGUAUUUGCUGAUGGUUGCAGCAAUCACCUGGGGGGAGAGUUACAGAGCAAUUGGACUUUACUGGGUUGGAUCCUUACUUAUGCGUGUGAUAGUCUACAUUCCUGGGAAUGUUGUCGGAAAAUACGGGACGCAGCUGAGCCCCACAUUCAUUGGACACUUGCUGUAUGUCGCUGUGUCCGUGUGGACCUGCUUUCGUGUCUUCAGUCAGCCAUCCACGCGGGAGGUGUCGCCUGCGGGCAUCCAGGAAGCCCACAGGAAAAGUCUGGUACAAAGACCUCUGGACUUUCUCUUUGCUAUUUACCUCAUCCCCGCUACUGCUUUUUGCAUCUUCAGAGGUUUGGUUGCGCUGGACUGCCCCAACCAGUGGUGCCGAGAGUACCUGCAGCAUUAUGAGCCAUACCUAAGGGAUCCAUCAGCCUACCCGAAAAUUCAGAUGCUAGUUAAUAUGUUUUACUCGGUUCCAUACUACGUGGUAACGCUUUAUGGCCUGGUUGUUCCGGGCUGUGAAUGGAUGCCUGACCUGGCCCUUGUACACUCCGGAGCAGUGGCACAGGCACAGUUUUCUCACCUGGGUGCUUCCUUUCACACGAGGACACCCUUCGCCUACAGAGCUCCGGAAGACAACAAGACCCUGGUGCUCAUGGUCAAUGCCCUGUAUGGGCUGGUGCCCCAGAUCCUUACCUACCGCUGUGUUAGCAACCCGGCCUUCUUCUUCAAACUCAGCCACGACAAAAAGACUGAGUGAGGACAACCUUAUGCUUCACAAUCCAGGCUCCAGGGCUGGAUCGACUGUUCUGGAAACAUCCUCUCCAAAUAUUAAACAUUCCUUUGGACUUAAAGGAACUGUGACAUCUUACUUUGUGUUUCUGGAGAUAUGUUUUUAUAUUGUAUCUUCUUUAGUGCUUGCCUUUCUUCAAGACUAAUUGUGUACUAAUUGAAUUUGAAUUCAUAUUCCCUCUCAGGCUUUUUAUUGUUUACAUAGGUAGGAAAUCUCAGCAUAGCUGUAUGUUGUAACAAGCAUGGCCUUUGAAAUCCAUAUGACGAUACAUUAUAUUGUGCUUUUAGUAUGCUGCUUUCACCCUGAAUUGUGCAAAAGAGUAGUUUAAAGUAGAUUAGUUACUCUGAGAAUUUGUUUCUUGAGCCCAAACUUUAAAAUGAUAUGGAU